GGUAACUCGGCGACAGUUAAUUGAGCUCGUUGUGAGGAGUGCGCGGUGUAGUUUUUGUGGAACAUUUAAGGACAAUUAAGGAAAGAUGACCGGACGUGCGAGAGCCAGAGCCCGGGGCCGAGCUCGCGGUCAGGAGAUUUCAGCCCCAGGCCCGCAACAACCUCCGCCUCAGGAGGCAGCCCAGCCUGUGUUUCCACCACCUUCUGAGGCACAAGUCGUUGGAAGGGGAAGACAGAAAACGGCCCCAUCAUGGACACCUGAAGAUGUGCUUCAGAUUUCCCUUGGUUUUCAGCAAGUCAAGCUCGGAGAGAGAGGAGGACGCAGGCGGGAUUUCCAUGACUCUGGAGUCAACACUCGGCAGAAGAUGGAACAUGUCAAGGAUUCCAAGGAGGGGGUGUCUGGCUCAAAGAUUGAGCUCAGGGCGAACUAUACGCGCCUGCUGUCUCGGCCCCAGUGGGUUCUGUAUCAAUACCAUGUUGACUUUAAACCACCCAUGGAGUCCCGGCGCAUGCGCUCUGCUCUGCUCUAUAAUCACGAGGAACUACUCGGCAAAGCGAGGACCUUUGAUGGAACCAUCCUCUUCUUGCCUCACCGACUUCAGAACACUGAGACGGUGCUGUGGACUCAGAGUAAGUUUGAAGAGAAAGUCCAGAUCACUAUCACAUUGACCAAUGAGCUGCCUCCAUCCUCUCCUGUGUGCCUGCAGUUCUACAACAUUAUCUUCAGAAGGGUUUUGAAGAUUCUAAACCUGCAACAGAUCGGACGUCAUUACUACAACCCAGAGGACCCAAUGAACAUUCCUAAGCACAGGCUGACAAUCUGGCCUGGCUUUGUGACCAACAUCCUGCAGUACGAGUCCAGCAUCAUGCUGUGUCUUGAUGUGAGCCAUAAGGUGUUGCGCAGCGAGACUGUUCUCGACUUCAUGGGCAGUCUAAGACAGCAGUGUGGAGACCAGCGCUUUGUUGAAAUCUGCACCAAGGAGCUGGUUGGACUUGUUGUUCUCACCAAGUAUAAUAACAAGACGUACAGAGUUGAUGACAUUGCUUGGGAUCAUACACCCAACAACACCUUUAAGAGAGGAGACACUGAUAUAAGUUUCAAUGACUACUUCAAGAAGCAAUACGGUCUGGAGAUCACUGAUAGGAACCAGGUUUUGCUGGUCAGUCACCUUAAGAGGCUGGGACCUUCAGGAGCUCCUCCACCAGGACCUGCCUUGCUCAUCCCAGAGUUCUGCUACCUCACAGGUCUGACUGAUAAGAUGCGCAGCGACUUUAACAUCAUGAGGGAUCUGUCCUCUUACACCAAACUGAGCCCAGAUCAGAGGGAGAACCGUCUGAACAGAUUCAUCAACAACAUGAGCACGAAUGCCAGUGCUCAAGCUGCUCUCAGUCCAUGGGGUCUAAGGUUUGAGAACAAGCUGCUGAAUUUGACUGGAAGAGUUCUUCCUUCUGAGAGGAUCCUGCAGGGAGCAAGAGCAUACGAGUACAGCCCAUGGGCUGCGGAUUGGUCUAAAGAGAUGCGAGGUCUUCCUCUGAUGAGCAGCCUGCCUCUCGACAACUGGCUGAUGUUCUUUACACGUCGUAAUGCUGACGUCACUUACGCCCUGCUGGACACCCUCAAGAAAGUUUCGAAGCCCUUGGGCAUCCGAAUACAGAGGCCGGGAAUGAUUGAGUAUGAGGAUCGGCAGGAGGCGCUGCUGAGAGCCCUGCAACAGAAUGUGGGGCAACAAGUUCAGAUGGUCGUUGUGAUCCUCCCCACCAAUCGAAAGGAUAAAUAUGAUUGUGUGAAGAAGUUUCUGUGUGUGGACUGUCCCACUCCAAGCCAGUGUGUGGUUGCGCGCACCAUCAGCAAACCUCAAGCCCUCAUGACCAUUGCCACAAAGAUCGCUCUGCAGAUCAACUGCAAAAUGGGAGGAGAGCUAUGGAGUGUCGAGAUUCCGUUAAAGCACCUCAUGAUUGUGGGUAUCGACUGUUACCACGACACUGCUGCAGGGAAGAGAUCCAUCGGUGCUCUGGUUGCCAGUCUUAACCAUGGCAUGUCCAGGUGGUUUUCAAAGUGUGUCCUGCAAAGUCGUGGUCAAGAGAUAAUCGAAGGACUCAAAGUGGCUCUGCAGACUGCACUGAAGGCGUACUUUAAAUACAACAAUUGUUUGCCGUCUCGCAUCAUCGUGUACCGAGACGGCGUGGGUGAUGGCAUGCUGGAGACUGUAGUCAGCUACGAAGUGCCUCAGAUCAUGCAGUCCAUCAAGGCCAUGGGCGAAGAUUAUGCGCCCAAACUGUCCGUGGUGGUGGUAAAGAAACGCAUUUCAUCUAGAUUCUUCGCUUUACUAGAUGCCAGACUGGGAAACCCUCCCCCUGGGACAGUCGUCGACACUGAAGUCACACGACCUGAGUGGUAUGACUUCUUCAUUGUGAGUCAGGCAGUACGUUUCGGCACCGUGGCCCCCACUCACUACAACGUGGUGUACGACAGCAGUGGCCUCAGACCAGACCACAUGCAAAGACUCACCUAUAAACUUUGCCACAUGUAUUACAACUGGCAGGGAGUUGUUCGAGUUCCUGCACCAUGCCAGUAUGCCCACAAACUGGCCUUCCUUGUUGGGCAAAGCAUACACAGGGAGCCCAACAUCAAUCUGGAUGACUUCCUGUUUUAUUUAUAAAAGUACCACAGCUUUUUUUUUUUUUUUGAAUGUUCAUCCCAUCAAUAUGAUGAUUUUCUUUCUUUUUUUCUUUUUUUUUUCUUUAGAAAUGUGUUAAGUUGAGAGAAAAAAAACUUUUUUUUUUCCCAAGAAAAAUCUAACUUUUGUUGUUAAAUUUAGGUUAACUGUUGUAAUUUGUCACACUGUUAAUUACUUUUAGCUUGGGUUGUAAGUUUCAGUAACUUGUUUAAGUAGCAAUUUUGUAUGAGUAAAGUUCUUUAAAAAAAAAAUUGUUCUUUAAUGUGCUGUAAUCUUUGUUUUUGAU
Clarias gariepinus (North African catfish) is the source of this 2963-nucleotide messenger RNA. RefSeq names its product piwi-like RNA-mediated gene silencing 1 (gene piwil1). Gene Ontology annotation, cellular component: P granule. Bases 86 to 2659 code for a protein of 857 amino acids. Gene Ontology annotation, molecular function: piRNA binding; protein binding. Lineage: Eukaryota; Metazoa; Chordata; Actinopteri; Siluriformes; Clariidae. The transcript is spliced from 21 exons. The record is from RefSeq and is a predicted model, not a curated record. Gene Ontology annotation, biological process: regulatory ncRNA-mediated gene silencing.